Messenger RNA from Scophthalmus maximus (turbot), 4912 nucleotides. RefSeq names its product trafficking kinesin-binding protein 1-like. NCBI's taxonomy places the organism in Eukaryota, Metazoa, Chordata, Actinopteri, Pleuronectiformes, Scophthalmidae. Gene Ontology annotation, cellular component: dendrite. Gene Ontology annotation, biological process: endosome to lysosome transport; neurogenesis; anterograde axonal transport of mitochondrion. Gene Ontology annotation, molecular function: GABA receptor binding. The coding region runs from base 400 to 2958 and encodes 852 amino acids. The record is from RefSeq and is a predicted model, not a curated record. The transcript is spliced from 18 exons.
GCCAAGCUGGCCUCCCCGGCCCCCUCCCUGCCCCCGGCCCCAGACCUGGACCCGGAUCCAGACCCCGACCCGGAGCAGCGGCCCACCCUCGAGGAGCAGUAUGUGAGCGAGGGCGAGUGUAGCCAGCUUGACACGCACCCGGCGCCGCCGGACUGCAGGGACGCUGAGACAAUCACAGACGUGUGCAACAGCACCGACCUGCCCGAGUUCGAGAUCAUCAGUCUCCUGGAGGAGCAGUUGCCGGUGUACCGUUUGCGGGCGGACACCGUCUACGGCUAUGACCACGAUGACUGGCUGCACACGCCCCUCGUUGCACCGGACGCCAGGCUCGACCUUACCACCGAGCAGAUCGAAGAGACACUCAAAUACUUCUUGCUAUGUGCGGACAGAGUGGGCCAGAUGACGAAGACGUACCAUGACAUCGAUGCGGUCACACGUCUGUUGGAGGAGAAAGAGAGAGACCUGGAGUUGGCGGCAAGGAUCGGCCAGUCGCUUCUUAAGAAGAACCGAACUCUGACGGAGCACAAUGACUAUUUGGAGAUCCAAGUUGGACAAAUCACAGAGGAGGUGGCGCAGCUGCACCAUGAGUUGAACCUGAAGGAUGAGCUGCUGCAGUUUUACACCAAUGCGGCUGAGGAGAGCGAGGACGAAUCCAGCAGCUCCCCAACGGGUAAGAAGAGUAAAGUGGAAACAGCUUGCGGGGGCUUUGUGAGCGGCAAACUCCAGAUGAAACUCAAAGAGCUGGAAGAAGAGAACCUGUCACUCCGCUCAGAGGCUCACCAUCUAAAGUCAGAGACGGAAACCUAUGAAGAAAAGGAGCAGCAGCUUGUCAGUGAUUGUGUGAAAGAACUCAGGUUGUCCAGUCUCCAAAUCUCUACCAUAGCUGAGGAACUGGCUCGUAAGACUGAUGACGCCUCCAGACAGCAAGAGGAGAUCACACACCUCCUCUCCCAGAUAGUGGAUCUGCAAAAGAAAGCCAAAUCCUAUGCAGUAGAGAAUGAGGAGCUCUCUCAACACCUGGUUGCAGCUAAAGAUGCCCAAAGGCAGCUCACAGUGGAGCUGCAGGAGUUGGAGGCGAAGUACUCGGAGUGCAUUGAGAUGCUGCAUGAAGCUCAGGAGGAACUGAAGAACCUGAGGAACAGGAACUACACUGCAGGAACCCCUCGACGCUACCACCCCCUGGGACUGUACCCGAUGGAUUCUCUGGCUGCUGAGAUUGAGGGAACAAUGAGGAAGGAGUUAAGUCUGGAGGACCCUGAGUGCGAAGAACAAAAAAUCCAUCGCAGGCGCGUUUUUGAGACGGUCAAGAACGUCAAUCAGACAGUCCGACAGCGCUCACUGACUCCAACCAGCGCCAACAUCCCGGGCUCCAACCAGUCUCUGUCAGCUCGUACAUCACCUCAGUCCAGCGGCCUCUCCACACCCCACUCCAGUAUAUAUGGUGGUGACAUCAGUGGAGACAGCGUUGCCCUUGACAACCGUACGCAGAGCAUCCUGAUGGAGACGGCAUCUAAUCAGGAUAGCAACAGUGAGGGCCGAGAGAAGAAAGUGACUGGUGCUGAGGACCUGAGGCUGGCCCUGCGUCGCUUGUCUCUGCGUCGACAAAACAACCUGAGUGAGAGGCGCUUCUUUGAAGAGGAGAGGGAGCGAAGGCGGGGAGGACACGGGGGCCUGCAUACUGCUCUGGGCCACGAGAGUGCGCUGACGCCCUCAGAAAGCAUCAUGUCCCUCGGGAACCUCCACCUGUGGGCCACAAGAGGGCCCUACCUCCCUGACAAACUCCAGAUCGUCAAACCACUUGAAGGCUCUGCCACCCUGCACCACUGGCAGCAGCUAGCCCAACCUCACCUCGGUGUGAUUCUGGACGCCAGGCCUGGAGUCGUGCCGAAGGGUUACAGACCCCUUGAGCUAGAGCUGGAGCAGGUUUAUCCUUGGGGCAGCUUCGAAGAGGAUGAACCAGGUGAGCAAUACUUCCAGAAUCUGCCCACGUCCUCAGCCUCCGCCUCCCCAGCUCUGCCCUCCACCUCAGGCACCGCCGACACCAACCUCGGGCAGCCGCUGCACAGCGUCGCUCCGCCCUCUCCUUCCUCUCCAUCCCCAUCGCCACACCUCAGCAACACUGAUGCUCUGGCUUCGUACUACCCAGGUAAAUGCAUGGCCCACACCAGCUCCACCUACACCUUCACGACCUGCCGGAUCCUUCACCCAACUGAUGAGCUGACGCGGGUCACACCAAGUCUGAUCUCAGUCCCAGCAUCAGCCUCCUGCGUGAUGACCAGCACUCUUUUGGGUACUCCUGCUGCAACGCCCUGCACGCCCCGUAGGCUCAGUCUCAGGCCCUCCGAGUCGUCAACCAACCUCAGAGAUGCAACGCGCACCACCAGCACCUCUCUUGGGUUAGUGCGUCUUCUUCAGGAGAGAGGGAUCUCAGCAGCUAUGUAUCACCAGAACCAGGGCCUGGAGCAUGGUCAGGGCAGCGGAGGGGUCUUACUGAGCACUUCCAUCGCUCCUAACCGACCGCCCAACCCUGAUCCUCUGGCACCCUCUACCCCCCCCAACUCGCCCACAGGACCGGGAGCUUCAGCCGUGCUAACCUCUGCAGGGUUCGACUUCAAGAGCCCCUCUUACGACAACUUCCUGGCCUCUAAACCAGCCCGUUCCAUUUUGAAGGAGGUAACUGGGGGGAUGAGGGGUAGGCAGAGAGGGAGGGACUGCGAAAGCCAAACGGACGUGAGCGUUACCUACCACAACCUCAACCUGCUGGAUAAGGUGAAGCGACUGGGUGUAGCUGGAGCUCAAGGGGGGAGAGCAAUGAGUCCCAGCCCCAUGCUGGGGCCUCUGGGUGGUCUUCGCAGAUCUGGCUCCCCUUUUGGGCCUGAUGGACUGAGGAGAAACCGGAGUUAUCCAGCCAUGGUCGGGGCCAGCAUGGCCAUGAAAGCCCCGGGGCCCCAGGAGUAGUCUGGACUGCUGCUGGCCAUCAGGGUACCCAGGUCAGAGCGAGGCAGGGCCCAGGACUGACUGUUGAGCAGUCGCCUGGAGCCCAAACACUGACUGACACUGUUCAUACUUCACAACAACAACGUGGUACUACUGACCGGUUUUCUCAUUACUACAUGACACGAUCAACCUUCUUGUGCUUUUAGAUGGUGACACAUGCUUGAAUGAAGAGCAAAGUAAUUCAAAGGGUUGGUUCACCCGGUACGCACAGCAGAUACAGAUAAUUUUAAUCUUGCGUGCUCAGCUUUUGAGAUAACUGUGAAAUCUCUUCUACAAACGUAUAAUGCAAGUUAUGAUAUAUUUAUGCCCCAUUACUCAUGAUAAUAAUAACAAGAAAAGUUCAACAUUCUCGGAAAUGCUCUUAUUUUCUUUUCCCUCAUUAAUAAGUAAAUAUAAUUCCUAUUUCCAAAAAGAAAGCCAAUAGUGUAUUUCCCAAAUUAUCAAACUCGUUCAUUAAAAAGCCUCCAGGGGAGGAAAUGGUCCAAAAUGACAUAUUAUCUCAAUAACCUAUUUAUAUAUUUGCGAAAUAUGGACCUCGAUAUUUAUUGUUCUGAGAUGAUGAAUUCUUGUUUGGCGAUCCCUUAAAUGUCCCUGUGGUGUCACCAUGAGGCUGCCAAAGUUACAGUCAAAUAAUUUGUGCUUGUCUCUACCAAUAAAUUGUGGUUCGUCCCCUUUGGGAUCCAUUUUAAUAACUCGAAUGGUCCUCUGACUUUUCCUCUAGUGCAAGUAGAAGGUCAGAAUCGAAAUUUUCCAAUACAUUUGGCUUUUGACAAAAUGCCUGCAAAACUGAAAACAUUCCCGCCAACCUCAGCUUUAACCUCAGCAUGCUAACACGCUAAAGUGACAUGGUGAACACAUCAGCUAAACGAUCGGCAUAGUCAUUGUGAGCAUGUGUUAGCACAGUGAUAUUAGCAUUUAGCUGUUUAUUUUUGACACAGAAUAUCGACAAAUCUGUGCAGGUGAAACUUAAAUUUAUGUAAUUUGAUUAUAUGUAAUGGGGUUGAACUGAUGAAUUAAAAGCAGAAUAUCUUAGAACGGAUCGAUCUAAAAACUGUCUGAAAAUAUCUCCCACUGCGAGCCCCCACAUCCCCUGCUCCGGAGACUGACUCUGCUGGCUAGAUGUAGUACUCCCGCCCCUGCCUUUUUCUGAAUCACAUCCACAAAAUCCACCACACACAUCCAGAUAUACAAAAAUCUGCCAUCGCACUAGUUGGCAUUUUGUCAUUGCUGUAGCACUCACCAUGCAUUUUCUUCCUAAAUAUCACUGGAUCAUAAUUCACAUUUUAUAACGUAUCGAAAAUUGACACCAUAGUACGAUGUGGUCCCUAGACUCACUUUCUCCCGUCUUACCUCACUCUCCUGACGUGAGCCCAACAAGUCACUUAACAAAUCAUUAAAGUUUUUAUGUCAGUAUCAAAGAUACUUUGAUUUAGUUUCCGUAGUUGGGCGUUAGACAGGGAAGUUGAUGGUGCUUCCACUGGAUUGGACAGAUCACUAUGGUGAAGCUGCAGUUCAGAAGAGGAUGGAGACAGAGAUGAGGGAAAUGUGGUCGCAAGCGUGUACGGACAUUUUCCCUUGGUGAAAUUAAUAAGCAAUAUAGUGCCUCGACCAUCGUUUUUGGAUAAUUAAUGUUCUUCAUGUGUAGGAUUAUGGUUGGUCACAAUCAUUAUUGCACUUGUGUUUAUUUAUUGUAAAAAUCCUAUCCUGAAUUUAAGUUAUUUUUCAUUUUUGAAAAAAAAUAUUUUGUCACUCACACUAUGUAUACUGUUCAUUGUCAGUGAAAUGUCAGUAAUGACACACUUAUAAAGGAACUAUUAUGUGUAGAGCGUAACCAUGAAACCACACAUCACUGUAAGUAUUGGGGUGAGCAUGUAAUCAAGGGGGUUUUCCAAAUAAAAGGUAAUCAAAGAAAAAA